AUGAAUACGUCUGGCCAGCCCAUCGAUUUUGAUAACGCCAGCACAUCUCGUCAAGCCGCUGAAGAGGCAGUUCCCGACCAACUUUCCCAACAAAAUUCACCGAAGCUACCCCUUCCCCUGACAUCUCAUGGACCGGUUUUAUCCAGCUAUGACCAACAAGGUUUAGCAGAUCUUCAAAAUCACUUUCCCAACCAUACAAUCACUAGUCGUCUAUUGGCUCAUUUCUUCGCGGAGUCCACAGUUCCCUGGUUGUGGGAUGUCAUAGACAAACCCAUGUUUGACAACUGCUAUUACACCUUUUCGAUGGGCCACUGCGCACCCUCGAUGGAUUUCAUUGCUCUCUUGGCAAUGGUGUGUGCAAUAUCCUUGCAGUUCCUCCCCGAAACGCCGGCCAAUGUGAGUUAUACCGCACGUAAUUUAGAACAUACCUAUACCUCCAAACAGUCGACGCUGUUUACGGACUACCAACAUGGAAGAGGUGUCCUCAAAGAACGAAUGUAUGACUUUUCAUGCUCCAUAUUGCUGCAUAAUCCUACUCCGGUGCCUUCUUUGGAGCGCAUACAAGCCCUCAUCCUACUUUCACUCUUCCAAUUGAACGAAGGAAACGUGAGCGGUUCGUGCAACUCAAGUGCUGCUGCAAUUCGUCUGGCGCACUCAUUAAGAAUGAAUAGAUGCGCAACUGGCUUGAGCGAAGCUGAAGCUGACAUUCAUCAACGAGUAUGGUGGACCUUGUUCAACGUUGAUCGGUUUCAUUGUGAUGUCGAGAUACCAAACGUUUACUUGACGGCAUUAUCGCCUCGUUUGCGUCCUGAUACAGGAGGAAGUUUUCCAACAGAGCCCACUUUUCACGCCUUGCAGAACCAUUGGGCUAGACUUGUGGGAGAUGUUUGGAGCAGAUACCUUUUCCAUCAUGCAUCAUCGUAUCGAUAUAUACUUGACAUCGAAUGUCAGAUCGAAACUUUUGAAAGCAACAUUCCGCCUUCCAUGCGUUCGACAUCAAUAUCGAGUAAUAGCAUGUACGCCCUUGUCCAGAGUCAUGUUCUAGCGGUACAGCCACACCACUUACGCAUAUUGCUUCUGCGGCCAUCGUUACUCAAGUUUUUUUCUACCAACCGACAACUUGUAACGGAGCCCACAGAAGCAUUUCAUCAGUGUGCUGCGCAAAUAUGUAUAUCCUCCUGCAAACGACUUCUAGCAUUCUAUUACACAAGACGGAAUGACUUCAAUUCCUGUGUUCACCACUGGGCAAGCUCAAUUUCCAAAUUAUUUGAUGUUUCCCUGUCACUGAUUAUUGCAAGCUUGGUGCCGCCUAGGCAAUUCGGGCUGAAUGAUGAUCUGGGCACCUGGAUAUCGAUGGCCCACAGUCUCCUUUGCUGGACGAGUGCUUCGAGCACCUUGGCCUUGUCCGCCGCACGCUAUGUUGAGGUUAUGCAAAAUUACGCACGGUUGUCUUCACAUUCGUUAAACAAUGCCUCUCAACCGCUUGAUAUCGGUAACUGGCACAAUAAGGCGACACAUACGCUCGCAGAGGACGCAGAUUCCGUGGCCGGAUUAUUGAACAAGCGAGCCAAAGGUCAAGAGUGGCUAUCUUCGGAGGUGGAUCCUGUGUACGAGGUUCAGUUUCCUGGAUUUCAAGCAUUUUGCGACGGCAAAACGUCUAUAUUGGAAAACUUUAUGGAAAGAUAUUGCUCUAGUUAA
Laccaria bicolor S238N-H82 is the source of this 1698-nucleotide messenger RNA. RefSeq lists its product as uncharacterized. Gene Ontology annotation, cellular component: nucleus. The transcript has 13 exons. Bases 1 to 1698 code for a protein of 565 amino acids. Gene Ontology annotation, biological process: positive regulation of transcription from RNA polymerase II promoter by galactose; DNA-templated transcription. NCBI's taxonomy places the organism in Eukaryota, Fungi, Basidiomycota, Agaricomycetes, Agaricales, Hydnangiaceae. Gene Ontology annotation, molecular function: zinc ion binding; DNA-binding transcription factor activity, RNA polymerase II-specific; RNA polymerase II cis-regulatory region sequence-specific DNA binding. The record is from RefSeq and is a predicted model, not a curated record.